GCUGCACUCUAUUUUAAUGAGCUCAUGAGUUUCAGCCGGUUUGCUUUAACAGUGACUUAGUUUUAUUUCUGUAAUAUCUGAGCAGCCAGUUAAAAAUCAAUAUCAUGUGCGUGACGUCGCGUCCCACAGGUGUGUGAGGCUGACCAGCAGGGACAGAGGUGCAGAAAUGACACCGUGUCAUUAUUAAAACCUGCGCAGCGUGCAGAGGGGUGUGUGCUGUCUGCAGCACCAACAUUUUUUACAGUGGACAGGUUGUGGAGAGACUUCCGCACUACCUGUGUGAGGAUUAAAAGACUCCUACGACAUAUGAAAAACGCUUGAAAACAAGGUCACAGAUAUUAAAGACUCCAGAGUUUCUGACGUCACUCAGCAGCAGUGCACUGUUCCUGUUUCCUCCCGAGCCCACCAUGCCGAUCGACAUGGCAUUACCUCUGUACCUGUCCAAAGAGGAGUUUGUCUACAGGACGUCUCCUAAAACAUGCAAACCUGCCCUGAACUCCUGCCUGAGGUUCCAGCCCUCGCCCUGCGUGGAGCAGAUGGAGCCCGCGGAUGGAAGGUCCUCCAGGAAAGACUCGAGAAAAGCCAAGAAGCAGGUGACGUUUGCCGACCACAAGGGGCUGUCUCUAACCAGAGUGAAGCUCUUCUCCCAGUUCACCGAUCCCAUCGAUAUUCCCGUGAACAUCCAGGAGAUGCUCAGCUCUGCUCUGUCUCUGACGGCUGGGGAGGACAAACUGGUGCUGGACUUCACUCAGCCCUCCUCAGACUACCUGCACUUCCGUCAGAGCCUGGAGAAGAACUUUGUCUGUCUGGAGUACUGCGUGUUGAAGGAGAAGUCCUUGGCGGGAACCGUUAAAGUCAAAAACGUGUCCUUUGAGAAGUCUGUGAAGCUGCGGGUGACAUUCGACAGCUGGAGGAGCCACACGGACGUAGACUGUGAGUACAUGAAGGACACGUAUCCCAGCUCGUACAGCGACACCUUCUCCUUCACCGUGUCUCUGCCGGAUCAGCUGAUGCCUCACGAGCGGGUCGAGUUCGCCGUCUGUUACAAGGUUGAUGGACGUGAGUACUGGGACAGCAAUAAUGGGAGCAACUACAGGAUCAUCUGGUCCUCCAUGAAGAGGAGCCAGCAGAGCGCCUGCAGCCGCCACUCUGACUUUGGGAUUCAUUUUGACCAAUACGGCAGCCCCACCUGCUCACACGGGAUCUUCCCUGAUUGGUCGAGUUACGCAGGAUAUGAGAAUAGCGGCCCGUACUACUGAACAGGACGUUUGUGGUGUUUACAUCCCACGUUGAGCUUCUGUUGAUGUUGCACAUCACACACCUGCUGACUCGCCAAAAUGUGGACAAACUUCUGAAUUAUUUUUGUCUUUGUCAGGGGUUACCUGGGGUUACCUCAACGCGAAAAUAUUAUGUAACCUUCCUGUUCCUGUUAUGUCAUUGCUGCUCGACCUGCUGAUGGUUCUUUUCAUUUUCAGUUCAUCAUUUUAUUAAUUUCUUCAUUUAUUCUAAGUUUCAGAGAUCUUGUUUUGUGCAAGCAGAGGUCCAAAACUCACAUAUUCAGUUUAUUGUGAUAUAAAACAGAGAAAAACUGAAUAUGUUUGGCAUUUUUGACUUUAAAAAAAGAAAGAAAAAGAAACCAUAAAUAAAUUAUUAAAUAGUUGCAAAUUAAUUUUCAGUCAGUCGCCUAAUCAUUUAACCGACCAAUAAUUUUAUCUCCACACAGCCUUACCUCAAAGUAACGGUUAUAUUUCCCACCAGUUGCUGCCUCUAUAGAUGGUUUGAAAUAAUGGACGUAGCCACAGUGACAUCAUGGACUCCCGUCUUGCAUUUUAGCUGACGCCAUCUUGGAUUUUUGGAGCCAGAAGUGACCAUAAGCUAUUCAAAAUGCUAGCUGUUAGCUUGGUUAGAAUGGUGCACUUACAGCUAUGGUUAACAGUGCUAAUGCUAAUUUUUGCCUGGAAAACACCCAGAAACUUCCGAAGUAGCCACGUUGACAUCUCCUGCCUCGAGUUUGCCAAAUUGGUCGUUGCCAUCUUGGAUUUUUGGAGCCACAAGUGACCGUACGCAUGGUGCUAACUCUAAUGCUAGCUGAGGGUCUUUGAUUUUUGGAGCUAGAAGUGGCCAUAUUUGGACGAAAGGGUGGAGCUAACCAUAAUCAGCUAAUGCUAAUUAUAGCAAGCAUAAAUCAAGCUUAAAACCAUUAAAACAAAAUUUACUUGCCAGAAGAACUGAACAUCCAGGUAGAUGUAGCCACUGUGACAUCAGCCAUUGGUUUGUGGACUCCGAUUUUUAAGCCUCAAGUUUGGCAUUUUGGCCGACACCAUCUUGGAUUUUUGGAGCUAGAAGUGACCAUAGCCAACCCUAAUAAUAGCUGCUAGCUUGGUUAGCGCAGUGCUUUUGAAGCUAUGGUUAACAGUAAUGAUGCUAAUUUUUGCUACUGAAAAACAGGCUUAAAACCAUUGAAACAAAAUGCACUUUAUGUAAACACAGAACAGCCGACAGCCGAAUUUUUCAGUUAUACCAAAUGCUGAACAAGGUGUUUUUAGGUGACCAAAACGUCACAGUAAAAAUUUAGCUUCAGCUACACCCGAACCGUGGUUGGGACUUGGCAAUGGAUGGCACCCACCUCUAAAUCAAAGUGGCCACGUCCUUAAUUAUGCAUGACAUUAAGCUGUAAUAAAAUCUAAACGACAGAGUUAUAUCAAAAUUCACCCUCUGUACAGUUGUAAUGAAUGUUGAAAUUAUCUAAACUGCUGUAAACAUGUUUAUUUCUGCUGUAAAGACAUUUUAACGUGAGUCUGGGGACUGACUCGCUCUUGGAGCCAGCCUCUAGUGGACAUUAGAGGAACUGCAGUUUAUUUCUUAGCCCUGGAAGAUGCUGCUUCGUCGUCUCAGGUGGUUUCUCAACACAACAGCUGAAGUUGUUCCACCAUAAAAUGCAUCAAAUGAGUUUCAGUCCAGUUUGAAUCAAAUGUGCAAUUUCUGUCAAUGUAUGAUUAUUUUUUAAAGGCGUUUAAACAAAUGUUUACCGUCAUGAAAUCACUGUGGAAUUCUCAGGUUAAAUCUGCAUCAUGUUAUUGAUUUGAAUGAGAUCUGAACUUUGAGGAAUGUUUCACUGCAGCGACUCUAAAGUUGAACCUUCAGCAGCUUUUAUUUGAACAAGCUGAUGUGCUGGUUUUGUUUGCACAAGAGAACACUAAAGAGAAACAAGGUUUGCUCAUGUAAAACAUUAGUUUAGCCAGAGCAUUGAUUAUUUUUUUUGUUUUAAACUUCUUUUUGUGUGUAUUUUAACAUCAGUGUUGAGGGAUCGAAUGUGUCUGAAUGGGAUUUUUUAAGUAGGUGUAAUCUCAGAAAUGCUGGUCAGUAAAGCCAUACAUUUAAAGUUCUUACAUUUAAAGUUCUUACAUUUAAAGUUCUCAUUAUACGUUUUUAAAUGUUUGUGUGUUGUUCAACUGUACAAUCUGCUGUCCGAAAAAAACAAUAAAAUUACAUAUUUUUAUAAUCUAA
Messenger RNA from Epinephelus lanceolatus (giant grouper), 3507 nucleotides. RefSeq names its product protein phosphatase 1, regulatory subunit 3B (gene ppp1r3b). Gene Ontology annotation, biological process: regulation of glycogen biosynthetic process. Gene Ontology annotation, molecular function: glycogen binding; protein phosphatase 1 binding. The record is from RefSeq and is a predicted model, not a curated record. Gene Ontology annotation, cellular component: protein phosphatase type 1 complex. Lineage: Eukaryota; Metazoa; Chordata; Actinopteri; Perciformes; Serranidae.